Molecule: messenger RNA, 1336 nt
Organism: Topomyia yanbarensis
Lineage: Eukaryota; Metazoa; Arthropoda; Insecta; Diptera; Culicidae
Product: YLP motif-containing protein 1-like
Exons: 4
Coding region: 36-674 (212 amino acids)
Biological process (GO): regulation of telomere maintenance
Cellular component (GO): nucleus
Source: RefSeq, a predicted model, not a curated record
GCUCAAUUCUCCUUCCACAGGUUUACACGUGUACGAUGCAAACAGAAAUUGAUUUGUGCAUCGAGCAAAACAUUCACAAGCGUACAGCUGGUGACAUCAAGGCUUACGCUGAGAAAUGGGCACUGGGUCCGGCAGACCAUAUUCUAAUCAAUGCUAGCACAUUGCUGGAUCCGCAAGAUACCAGUGAGAUCGUACUGGCAGAUAUGGAGCUGUGCACCGAGGAAGACGACCAGCUGCCGACAGAUACUGUACCGGACGAAAAGGCGCUCGGGGAACAAGAAAUAACCGCUGAACCGCAAGACAUUGAUGAGGAUUCAAAUAUUGAUGUUCCAGAGCUUGGAUUUUUCGCGAGCAAAUGGGACACCGAUACGACCGAGCAGAAUUUAGCCCGUCUGGAUGGCACCAGCAAGCCACCGCGUCGCCCACCGACGAUAGAGGACUUCCUCCAGCUGGACGAUAACGAUUUUGCGGCGGACGAAGACUACGGCGGAUCGUCAUCCGGAAAGAAGCGCGUACGCUGGGCGGACAUCGAGGAACGUAAGGCGCAACGGAAGAUGCGCCAGAUGGGCUUCGUGGUCGGCGUUACCGAUUGGUCCCGGAUGAUGGAUCCGACCGAUGGUGGCAGUGCGCUCACCAGAACCAAGUAUAUCGAGCGCGUGCGCAGAAAUUUUUAAGCGGCAAACAGAGAUUUUCGGUCCAGGCGUGUCAGCAGCCAAUGGGUACCGUGGCUUCUUUUAGGUGAGUGCGCUUCAAUUGGUAGAUAUAUUAUCCACUUAGGUAACUGUUAAGGAAAUAUGUUUUUUAUACUGGAUAAGAUAAUGAUAUCCCUUAGUAAACAUGUAACUCAAAACUUUAUGCAAAUAACGACCGAAGGUGGGGAAAUUUAAUGGCAUGGUCUAUGAGAGCUCCUCCAACAUAUGUUGUAAUGAUAAUGGUACGAAUAUACACUAACAAAAGUUUGAGUUUAAAAGGUAUCCACAUAUACUUUCUCCCUGGUUUGAAUACAUUGACUCUAGAAUGUUUAAACACGUUGUAGUACAGGUCAUGUUCUAGUAUACAUUGCACGACUACAUGCAUAUUUUGAUAAAACCGAACCGGCAGUAAGUUGGUUCAUGAUUUUUUUAGAGACAUGUGUAUUUAAUUUAUAGUAAUAAUCUAAACUUACGUUGAUGAUAACCCAUAACGAAUGAAUACAUUGAAAGAUAUGCAAUUUAUAUAAUCGAUUGUAUGGAUUAAACUACAUUUCUAAGUAAACGUUUCUUAUCUAAAUAUUACAUUAUGAGGGAAACUAUGAAAUAUGCUAAUGAAUAUGGAAUAAUGUAACUAGUGCAAGAAA